AUGACAGAUCAGGUUGACGUUGAAACUGAUCCGGCGAUCAAACGAAUAAAGCUUGAUCCCGAGUCACAUGAGGCACAAACCUUAGAACAAAUCUUUGGUACAACAGAUCCCAUCAAAUCGGAACUGGCCAAUGAUAAACUUGUAUCACCACUCGAUGAACCAAUGGAACUGAAUUCUAUCGGCGACCAAAUAGAUGCCAUGACUGCUUCCACCAAUACUGUAUCAAUCACUGCCACUAAUCAUACACCAAUUACAGCCACCAAUAAUCCACCAAUACCUUUAGAUAAUGACUCCGUAUCUUUACUUAAAGCACAAAACCCUAAUAGUAUCAACACCCUGAUACCAACAACACAUACCGGUAUCACCAACAACAACAACAACAAUUUUCAAACUGACGAUUCAAAAGGUUACCAAACCAAAAAUACUAUUCCUCCAACUAAUGGAGUAUCCAAUGUUACUCCUUCAACAAAUGGAGUAUCCAAUGUUACUCCUUCAACAAAUGGAGUAUCCAAUGUUACUCCUCCAACUAAUGGAAUAUCCAAUGUUACUUCUCCAACUAAUGGACUAUCCCAUCUGGCUCCUUCAACUAGUGCACUUUCCAAUCCCAUCCUUCCACCUUCCAAUAUCAACAGUAAUAAUACCAUGUUCAAUAGUAAUAAUGACAAUAAUAAUAAUAAUAGUAAUAAUAAUAAUAACACAAUUUCUUCUUUCCCUACCACCACACCUGGAGGCUUCCCCCCUUUGCCAACUACGCUUCCAACCACAUCAUCAAUUCCGCACGGAUUCACAACCACCCAAUUGCAUAAUAAUAAUCGAGAUACCAAAAGCCUAUCUCAAGCCCCCCCUCGUGUUAAUUCAACCCCUUUAUCCUCCACUGCUCCUCCUACUCCCAAAAUAAGUCGUCUAGUUAUCUUGUACGACACACCAAAAUAUCAACAUAUGAAAACACAAAUAGAAGAUUUCAAAUUGUUCCCACAUACUUCACUUAAAGUAGUGUUACUUAGUGAUUUGGAUCUGCUCCAGAAAGAUCCUUACGAUUGGUUGAACUUGUGCAUAGAAUAUAAUGAUGAAUUUAGUGGGAAUUUGAAGAAAAUAUCAGAAUUCAUUGAUACCAAUAAAGAAUACAUUAAAAGUUUUAAAGAAAUUGGGUAUCAUUUCCAAUUUGAUUCUCGAAAGAAAUGGCCAGAUGAUUAUACUGAAUUUGAUAAAGAUGAGUAUUCUUCGUUUAUUAAUAUUUUGAAGUCUACAGUUGCUGAUAAAGUAGUUCAUUGUUCCAUAAUCAACAAGUUUGAAAUCAAUACCAUAUAUUUAACCAAUAAGGAUGAUUUGGAGAAACUAGGACAUGAAAUCCAAUCGGAUAUUGAUUCCUGGAAGAAUUUACGGUUAUUUGAUUAUGGAGAUAAUUGUAUCCGGUUUUUCCCCGGAGUUAAGUUUCCUGAUACUUUAGAAUUAAUGAAUAUUGGAGGUGGAUAUGCUUUGGAAACUUUAGCCGGAUUUAAAAUGCCACCAAAGCUAAAAGUGCUAAUUGCAUCCCAUGGUUCGAUAACCAAUAUUGAUAAUAUUCAAUUCCCUUCGACCUUAGAAACGUUAGAAUUGGUGGAGAAUAAAUUAUAUUUUAUAAAUCAUGUGGAAUUCCCCAUGAAAUUAGAGAAAUUAGACUUAUCCAACAAUAGAAUUGAUAAUUUAAGAGGAAUAGAAUUCCCCAAAAAUUUGAAACAAUUAUCAUUAUCAAUGAAUCCAAUAGAUUCAAUCAAAGGAAUUAAAUUCCCCAACCAUCUAGAAUAUUUGGAUAUUUCAUGUGUUCCUAAUGAAUCAAUGACCGGGGUUAAGUUUCCGGAUUCACUUGUGGCUUUAAAUUUACAAGAAUCCAUGAUAACUACCCGAGGUUUAAAACUUCCACCAUUUUUAAAGGAAGUCAAUUUGGGGGAUAAUGGAGUCAAUAGUAUUAAUCCUUUGAAAUUGCCUGAUUCAAUCGAAAAACUUUGGUUGACUAAUAAUAAUAUUAAGACUCUUAAUAAAGUUCAGUUCCCACGAACAUUAAAGGAAUUAUAUUUGGGGAAUAAUAUGAUAACCACUUUAAAAAAUGUUUUAUUCCCCAAGACUUUACAAUUACUUGAUAUGGAAAUGGAUCCAGAAUUUGAUGAACAUGAUAAGCAUUUAACUACUUUGAAAGAUGUUGUUUUCCCCAUUAAUCUCAAACAUUUGAAUUUAGGAUAUCAUUCCAUCAAAUCGGUUGAAUCUAUUGAGUUUCCUUAUCAUCUUGAGACACUAAGUCUUCGAUAUAAUGAAUUAAAAGUGUUUCGAAAUAACAAGUUCGGACCUUACCUAAAGAAACUCGAUCUAAGUGGGAACCAAGAUUUGAUUUCAUUGGAUCAUAUUUUAUUACCGGAUGCAUUAGUUGAUUUGAGAGUUCCUAAUCAGUUAGUUGAUAAAUUACCUGGGUAUAUUAUCGAACGAGCCAAUUCCAAAAAAUUGGUUAUUACUAAAUCAAGUCCAUAUUAG
This is a messenger RNA of Lizanozyma spartinae, 2502 nucleotides long. RefSeq lists its product as uncharacterized. The record is from RefSeq and is a predicted model, not a curated record. NCBI's taxonomy places the organism in Eukaryota, Fungi, Ascomycota, Pichiomycetes, Serinales, Debaryomycetaceae. The transcript has a single exon. Gene Ontology annotation, molecular function: protein binding. The coding region runs from base 1 to 2502 and encodes 833 amino acids.